UCCGUCGCGUAGGUGGCGUGCUCGGAUGUCCGAGAAAAAAAUGGCUUUGGGACAAAGGGACUGGGGAUCCUCGCCAGCGAUGUGGGCUGACAAAUAAUAGUCCGAGUCUCCCGUUGCACCUCGUCGCCGAGUGGGAAGCAGCUGUCAAUUAUGACGCUUUCGUCGCCCGAGCCCAGCGGAACCGAGAGUACUCGCAACUGACGCGCUGCCCCCCGGUCGAGACCCUCGCCGACGAUCCUUGGAAUGAAAAUAUGUUCAGUCCUGUACAGAUAAAGCACGAAUGUACAACUGUAGAGGAUGUCAGUGCGAGCGGUAGGAUUAGCAGUUCGGACAGCCCCUUGUAUCCUUUUAUCAAUCAGGAUGUCGAGUACAAGCACCGCCAGUUGUCGCAGUUCUGGGAGCAGACCCAGCUGUCGGACGAGAUGCCCGCCAAGCUCGGGAUGCACGAUCAGCAGGCCAUGUUCCAGGCGGAAGAAGCUGGCGGCUUGUCGUACGUGAAGGAUUACGUACAGAAUGGUAUGUUCUAUCCGGCAGAUCAAGAGGAUGGCAACAAUCAGAUGCCGACGGGCAACCAGUGUGACCAGAGUACGAGUAACAUCAUGACGGUACAGGAAGCCAAGUCGCAAGCCUUGCAGAAUCUAGAGGACGUCGGUCAGACGUUGGCGGCCCAGUCGCUGAGCGCUGGGAAAAGCAAUCGUCUCGGGAGACCGUCGAAAAGUACCGCGGAGCCAGGCGCGGGGAAGAAGCUGAAAUGCCAAUGUGAGAUCUGCUUCAAGGAAUUCGGACACAAGAGCAAUUUGUUCAUACACAUGAGAACGCACAACGGGGAGAGGCCGUAUAAAUGCAACCAAUGUGACAAGUGUUUUACGCACAGUGGAAACCUGGCCAUACACAUGAGAACGCACUCCGGUGAACGCCCGUACGGUUGUCAGGUAUGCGGGAAAAUGUUCAGCCACAGUGGCAAUCUCUCGACUCACCUGAGAACUCACUCGGGCGUCAAGCCCUACAAAUGUGGCGUGUGUGGUAAAGAGUUUAGGCACAGUGGUAACUUGUCGAUACACGAGAGGAUACAUUCCGGGAUCAAGCCGUUUCAAUGUAAGAUCUGCGGGAAGGAGUUCUAUCACAGCGGCAAUUUGACGACUCACAUGAAGAAACAUCGUGUAAAUACUGACGCGGGCGCAGCUGACUGUGAGAACAAUCAAAAGCACGCACUGCAUACUGGUACGGAUGUUAACACUACCGCUUCUUCAAAUUACUUAAAUAAUGUGUCUUUAACGCUCAAUGAUGACAUUAAAUUAAUGCAUAAUACUAGUAAUGUGGUUCCUAUAAAGAAUGAAAGUACAGAGGAUACUGUAUUGAACACUAUGGGAAGAUUAACAUCCACUUCUAGUUGAAGGUACAUACGAUUAUUAUUAAGCAGGAUGAGUUGUAUAAUUUGUUACAGUUGAUUAUCGAUGGCUAGCCAAAAAAUUGAAAAGAAAUCCUUGAUGCCUUAAUAAUAAGAAAGUACGUAUCAUCCGUUAUGUAUAAUUUCUUUGUAAAAAUGUAAAAUUAAUUUUUUGCAUUUUAAGAGGGCCUGUUGAUCUCAAAAUAUACAAGCUGUUACUCCCAAGUUUUUCAAUAAUUAGCUUGAUAGAUAUUGAUUUGUAACAAUUAUAUAUGAUACAUCCUGUUAAAAAAA
Molecule: messenger RNA, 1681 nt
Organism: Vollenhovia emeryi
Lineage: Eukaryota; Metazoa; Arthropoda; Insecta; Hymenoptera; Formicidae
Product: zinc finger protein OZF-like
Exons: 3
Coding region: 252-1394 (380 amino acids)
Biological process (GO): regulation of transcription by RNA polymerase II
Cellular component (GO): nucleus
Molecular function (GO): RNA polymerase II cis-regulatory region sequence-specific DNA binding; DNA-binding transcription factor activity, RNA polymerase II-specific
Source: RefSeq, a predicted model, not a curated record